Paramisgurnus dabryanus is the source of this 3844-nucleotide messenger RNA. It is a transcript of the gene rbfox2, whose product is annotated as RNA binding fox-1 homolog 2. Gene Ontology annotation, biological process: nervous system development; regulation of alternative mRNA splicing, via spliceosome. NCBI's taxonomy places the organism in Eukaryota, Metazoa, Chordata, Actinopteri, Cypriniformes, Cobitidae. The record is from RefSeq and is a predicted model, not a curated record. Gene Ontology annotation, molecular function: mRNA binding. Gene Ontology annotation, cellular component: nucleus; cytoplasm.
GAAUCCAUUGAGAGAGAGAGAGGGAGAGAGAGAGAGAGAGAGAGAGAGAGAGGAGAAGAGAAGAAAGGAAAAACAGCAGCUCCACGCCACUCCUUUGUUUUAGGAAAUCGCUAGAAACGCUCGAAGGAAUGAAAUGAUGAAUCAAAUUUCUUUCGCGUUUCUUCGCAACGACUGUUUUUAGAGGCGAACUUUAUGAUUUGCGUUUCAUUUAGUGGGAUCGACAGAAGAGCGUUUGAGAUCGGAAACCUUCAGACGUAUUAAGCUUCGCUCUGCAUUCAUUCCGAACGCAUCUUCUCCAUUUUUUUUGCUCUUGAACAUCAGGAGAUCAUCUGAACACACGGACGCGCUUUGGAGAUCGGAGAUUUUUCUGCCCGCGGUUCGACUUUGUUAUUGUUGUCCAGGCCUGAAAUAUUCGCGUUUGAUCAAAGGCCUUUAAUGCGGCACACACGCGCCUCGGUUUUUAACGCGUCAGAUGAACAUCAGAUCUGAUCCAUAAACCAGCUGCGAUCCUCAAAACAGAAGAUCUGAUCUGUGUUAAUCGCCUUUCAUACGCAACAUCUGCGGCCCACUUCAAUGUUAAUGUCGACCGACGUCGCAUCUCUAAUGCUGCCCGUGACCCGCGGGAUCAUGGAGCGGGAGAGGGAUCUGGACUCCGGUUCGGCGGGGGUUCGUGGGAUGAAACGCGGGGAUCCGGAGCCGGAGGGCGCCACGACGGCGGGGGACUCGGUCGUUGCUGAAUGCAAACGAGCGCGAAUGGACGGAACCGAGGAGACCGAGCAGGGGUCACAGGACGCAAUGGUGGCUCAGGAAGGUCUUGCUCCACCAUUUUCCAGCUUCCCUCCUCCCCCUCCCCCUCAGAACGGCCUCGCACUGGAGUUUGGGGGAGGCGGUAAUUACCCUGCAGGGGGGCAGGGGCAAACGGAGACCCCGGCAGUAGUCAGCACCCCCUCUAUCCCCAGCAAUCCCCAACUGUCAGACAGCUCUCCUCAGACAGAGAAUCAGUUGGUUCCUAUCAGCGCUUCGGGCAGUGAUGAAUCUUCAGAGGCGAAAGGCACCCCGAAACGCCUUCACGUUUCUAACAUCCCCUUUCGCUUCAGAGACCCGGACCUGCGGCAGAUGUUUGGGCAAUUUGGAAAGAUUCUGGAUGUGGAGAUCAUUUUCAAUGAGAGAGGGUCAAAGGGUUUUGGGUUUGUGACGUUCGAGACCAGCGCAGAUGCCGAGAAAGCCCGGGAGAGACUUCACGGAACCAUCGUAGAAGGACGAAAGAUCGAGGUCAAUAACGCCACAGCUCGAGUGAUGACCAAUAAGAAGUUGGUUAGUCCGUAUGCUAACGGCGAUGGUCUUAGCACACUGCCCUACGCUGGGUGGAAAUUGAGUCCCAUGGUGAGCGCUAUGUACGGACCCGAGCUCUAUGCAGGUAAGAUGUUUGACGCAUCUGUUGUGUGUUGUCCUGAAAACCACCGUGUAUUGCGUGCGUAUUACGACCUCGUUCCUCUCUCUGCAGUUCCAGGGUUCCCGUAUCCCACCGCUGCCGCCGCGGCCGCCGCAUCCACAGCCGCAACCUUCAGAGGGGCUCAUCAUCUGCGGGGUCGCGGACGGCCCGUGUACGGAACGGUGCGAGCCGCUGUCCCUCAGCCGACCAUACAGGCCUAUCCUGGUGUGGUGUACCAGGAUGGGUUUUAUGGAGCUGCAGAGCUGUAUAGUGGCUAUACGGCGUAUCGUUACACGCAGCCAACGGCAGUAGCGAGUCCAACAGCAGCAGCGGCGGCGGCAGCAGCGGCCGCAUACAGUGACAGCUACGGCCGUGUGUACGCGGCAGAUCCAUACGCGGCUGCGCUAGCAGCUCCGGCGGCGGCCGCGGCAGCAUAUGGAGUGGGAGCGAUGGCGACGAUUUACAGAGGAGGAUACAGCCGGUUUGCGCCAUAUUAAAUAGCGUUAAUCCACUUCCAGAUUCUCUAUGGCUCUGAUACUUCACCGAUAGCUGCUGGCCUCAGAGGGAAAACAAAUCACACUUUGCGAAACACGUCUGUUACGAACAAACUUUGAAUAAGGAAUGCAACUAUAUAAAUCAAUACAUGGAAGAAAGUGGAUGGUUUUUCAAGGAAACAAGAUAACGUUGAACACUACACAAUAACAGAGGUAUCUGACUGAAACUUGACUGUCAAGCUCAAAUCAUUUCUUCCUUCGGCUCGUCUCUUUGCACAUAUGCAUGCAGUAACGGCUCUAGACUGCCUCUAGUGGCCAUUGAACUACGUGUGCACAGAGCGCCAGGACUAAAGUGAAUACGUUUAUGUCACCCUUCACUGUUUCACACUACAAUAAUUAUCGAUAUUCUUUAAGAAACGUAAGAGACAUUCAUCUGGACUGCACUCGUCUCCAUUUUAAGGAUCGUCUUAAAAUACGUGGAUCCCAUCGGCUCUGUAAGUGAGGACGAUGCUGUUAUCCCAAACGCAGAAACAAGACACGACCAUCAUGGUUUUCCUUCAAGAUCAUGGAUGAAAGGCAAUGCCAACAGAUGUUAUCAAUCAACGAACUGUGAUGCACAAAAAAAACGGGACGACGUGUCAUAAUAUUCCGUCUUGCUGAAAGCUUUGUGUUCUUUAAACAGUACCUCCGUUCAGACUAUCUUUGAAGAGGCAUACCUUUAAAAUUAAAUAGUAAUUAUAUGCAAGUACACUAGAAUAGACUCAAAAUUUUACCAAACAUUAUUAUUAUUAUUAUUAUUGUUAUUAUCCUUAGUUUUUUAUGGUUGUGUUGGCUUUGAAGGAGCAGGACACCAUCUGAAACCAUAUAGAAAAAUUAAAAAUAAUGUCCACAUUCAAAUGAUGAUUUAAAGCAAGUGUUUAAAUUAUGCUAGAAAAAAACAUUUUUGUUCAGAUUUUGGAAUUGAACAGCUCUUUGUAAAAAACCGACACACACACUCUUUUAUUAGCAUAGUUUUGUAAAAUAUGCAACUUUCAGCCCAAAUUGUAGAGAAGAGAGAUGGAGGAUCUAAAUGUGAUGCUUCUGAACUCCAUAGUAUUUUUGUCUUCUUCGCAGAGUGUGUCCUCUUCCUCGUCAGUAUAUUGGUAUUUUGCUUUAUUUUUGAAUUUUGGUUCCAAAGAUGAGUCAAGCACAUUCUUGAUUGUGUGUAAGCGUGUUUGUAAUUCUGUUGUUUGGUUUCUUUCUUUUUUUGUAUCUAUAGGUUUUUGAUAUUGUUUGAAGUGGCUCAUUAAAUAUUUCAUAAAGGCCGGAUAUGGGAAUGCAGCAUGUUAAUACAGUCGCAGCGUGCCCUUGUGAUCACCAAGCAUUUCAUUGUUUGUUUCAUUUGUUUUUGCAACACCUCUCUUUCGGUAGAUUCAGAGGUCUUGUGUCUAAACUACAUCCUGGUCAAGAACAUUUAGCCAUUUUAGAGUUUGUAAUGAAUUUUACCACAGUUUGUUGCUCGUGGAUUGAGGUAAUGCUCGCCAUGUCUGCAACGUGUAAUGAAAAACUGACCACAAACAGACAGUUUUUUGUUUUGUUUUUAUGUUUAAAAGGUACUUAGCAGUCUAUGCAUACAUUUUUCCACAGUAUUAUGUAAUAUCUCUCUACCUAAAUUCUUUUAAAGAUGCUUUUGAAAACGAAUGACGCAACAGGUUUGUUUUCCUUUCCUCCCUGUCACGUGUCCCCCCUGUAUUAGCCGAGCUGCUCUUCUGAUGAUGGAGGUUUGAAUCUCCUCCGUUUGUGCUGUAAACUAUUCAAGAUGGCAUCUCUUUCAUUCUUGCACCUUAUAAAUAUGAAUCCUGUUUCACAUACUCUCCUUUGGUUUACAGUGUAAUCGUGUUUUUCAGUUCAAUUCUUUCUUUCUCUAUCUACAUAUUCU